This is a messenger RNA of Fimicolochytrium jonesii, 1305 nucleotides long. RefSeq names its product inosine triphosphate pyrophosphatase-like protein. Bases 195 to 1076 code for a protein of 293 amino acids. Gene Ontology annotation, biological process: nucleoside triphosphate catabolic process. The transcript has 3 exons. Gene Ontology annotation, cellular component: cytoplasm. NCBI's taxonomy places the organism in Eukaryota, Fungi, Chytridiomycota, Chytridiomycetes, Spizellomycetales, Powellomycetaceae. Gene Ontology annotation, molecular function: nucleoside triphosphate diphosphatase activity. The record is from RefSeq and is a predicted model, not a curated record.
CUUUCAACCCGCAAUUGCCCUCCCUGAGUCCCUGACAACUACUGUACAAGGCUGGCCACGGCGGCGUUGCCGCCUCCAGAAAAGACUUGUAUGUAAGUUAUUUCGCGCGGACGCUCGUGGACGGGCAAUGUCGGCAAUCUUCAAUCUUCCAACUUUUUGACAACGCCAGCACUCGUCAACCACACCAGCCCACAAUGGGAAGAGCACUGACCCCCCAGAAGAGAUCAGCCAUACUUGCCUUGCACCGGGCAGGAAAAAACAAGGUUGAGAUUGCCGCAAUGGAGCAAGUUUCCACUAUGGCCGUUUAUAGGACCAUAAAGAGGUUUCGUGACGACGCACCAGGCGACCCAACCUCCUACCAGUCCAAAAAACCCACCGGGAGACCAGCUAAGUUGCGGCCUUCUGAAGCUGAACUGACUGACGUUCGUCAGUUGUCCAGGAGAUCUGGCCGACGACCGACAACUACCGUCCGAAACAAAACCAUUCACAACACACCGACGCCAAACACCAUGUCCGCCCAAGAACCCCUAGUCUUUGUAACCGGCAACGCCAACAAACUGCUCGAAGUGCAAGCCAUCCUCUCCCCCACCGGGCUCACUGUCACCAACCACAAGCUCGACCUCCCGGAACUCCAAGGCACAACGCAAACGGUCUCGCGCGAAAAAGCGCGGCACGCCUGCGCGCUGCUCAACACACCUGUGCUCACCGAAGAUACCUCCCUCUGCUUCAAAGCCCUCAACGACCUGCCCGGGCCGUACAUCAAGUGGUUCAUGGAGGGGGUGGGCCACGAUGGGCUGAACAGGAUGCUGGCGGGGUUUGAGGAUAAGUCGGCGGAUGCGGUGUGCACGUUUGCGUACUGUGAGCCUGGGCAGGAGCCGGUGGUUUUUGAGGGGAGGACGAGGGGGACGAUUGUGCCGGCGAAGGGGCCGACGGAUUUUGGGUGGGAUGCGGUUUUUCAGCCGGAUGGGUUUGGGGAGACUUAUGCGGAGUUGACGAAGGAGGUGAAGAAUACUAUUAGUCAUCGGUAUAAGGCUUUGCAGAAGGUGGUGGAGUUUUUGCAGAGUAAGAGCCGGUAGUUGGACCACGACCGGGAUUAUAGACUGCCAUGGCAGUGUACAUACUGAACAUAGCAAUCAAGAACUAUCUGCAUAUAUCUACAUCAGACAUCAGACAUCAGCGCCACAAAGUUCUAUGUGACAUUUGAGUGUAUAGUGUACAGUAUGUUGUUUGGAGGGUGUCUAUGUAGUGUUGUCGCUGGCGGCUCCUGGGGCUGUCUUGGGGUCCCUCUCUCUCAGCAUCAUCUCA